CAAAUAUAUUAUUGAGUAUGUGGCAACCUAGUCGACUAUUUGCUGUACGAGUUGAAGUGGCCAGAGAAAGUCAUAUUAGUCAACUAUUUGUUAUUUAAUAAAAACACAAAAAAAAAUUAGUUAAUAGUUUAUGAAAAAUGGAAAAAACAAAAAAGGAAAAAAAUCAGUUUUUCGACAAUGGUUGACCUAUGAGUGACUCAGCAAAUUUUUGACCCAGGUCAAUCUCUAAGUUAGCUCAUAUCGAUGUAUCGCAUGCCCGGUUGACCUGCGUAGUUCCGAAGAUAUUUGAGGUCAAACAUCCGGAGUUGAUUUUCUAAGACCCUUGCUUCCGUAGUUUUUGCUAUUGUUUGAUUUUACAAUGUUUAUUAAUGAACUUCCAGAUGAGUGUUUACUCACCAUUUUUGAUUACUUGAAUAACUUUGAUGAUUUAGCGAACUGCUAUAAAGUGUGUAUCAAAUGGAGCCAUUUAAUCGCUGAGCGAACGAGGAAAGUUAAAUAUUUGAUGGUUUCAGAAUUUUCAAAGGAUCCUGACUAUUCAUCUGAUCUUGUUUAUUAUCAAGGACUAGAUUUGAGCACUAGAUAUAAAACCUUGCUGAGCACAUUAUUUUCAAAUUUACCAAUUUUGCACAAUCCAAAUAUAUAUAAUUCAGAUUUUAUUUAUAUUGUAAUUGAACUCUUAAAGAAAGUAAUAGAUUUUGAAAAAAAAGAAAAAGAGCUUGAAAAUGAAACAGAAGAUCUUGAAAAAUUAGAACAAUUUUUCUUCUUAAAGAGACAUCUUAAAUCUUUGAAAGGAAUAAUCAAUUGCUGUGAUGUAAAUAUAAAUAUAGAAAUACUUUGUGAUAAACUCGAAAUGCUAUCUUCCUUUCGUAUUGAGCCAGGUAGUCUAAAAAAUGGUUCCAGUAUAAAGCAAUUGCACACGGAGUAUGAUGAUGAGGAUUUCGAAAGAGUUGCACAUCAUUUCCCGAACCUUGAAAGGCUACAUAUUAACCUCGUUGAUGGUCUCUGGGAAAGUCCAGUACUUGAGCAACUUAAAAUACUUGAACUGAAAUUACGAGCUUGGCACGAUUUUUCUUUGGCUUUCCUGUUCCUGGAUUUAUGUCCAAAUUUACAAAGUGCGCAUAUUACCGUGAAUAUUAAUCACUUUUCGGUUAAUGAAAGAUUGAAAAACGAAAGUUUGCAAGAUUUAGUUAUAGAUUAUUAUGAUGGCCCUAACCGUGUCGACUGGAAUGAUUUAAAAAGAGCGCUCACCAAAUAUCCGAACCUGAAACAUCUUUCGUUGAGGAGCCUAUUUUGCAUAAAAGAUGAACAUAUCAAACAAUUUGUUCCCAUUUUACCCAAUUUAGUACUAUUUGAUAUUUAUGAUUGCCCUGCAGUCACUCAAAGAGCUGCUGAUUAUGUCCAAGAUUAUUGUAAAAGAUAUGGACGAUCAAUCAAGUUUUACUUCAAAGGAAAUCGCGAUGAACUCGUGUCAGAUUGGCCUCAGUUAUCCACUAGAAAAGAAAAAAUUAGUCAAGGCUUUGAUUUCAUGAAACAUUGCUUUCUUAAAGAUUUUGAUGACCUUCCAUGUUUCUUGAUUCCUAAAGAUUAUUGAAAACCACAUACUCAUCAAUAUAAAUAUUUGUCAUUUUAACUCGAAGCCCAUUCGAAGAGCUUGAAAUUAGUCUCUAAACUUCCAUCACUUUAUUUCGCGAUCUGUUUUUCAGUGAAUUAAAUCUAUUUUUUGAUCUUAAGA
Tetranychus urticae (two-spotted spider mite) is the source of this 1732-nucleotide messenger RNA. The record is from RefSeq and is a predicted model, not a curated record. NCBI's taxonomy places the organism in Eukaryota, Metazoa, Arthropoda, Arachnida, Trombidiformes, Tetranychidae.